Messenger RNA from Necator americanus (New World hookworm), 297 nucleotides. RefSeq lists its product as uncharacterized. NCBI's taxonomy places the organism in Eukaryota, Metazoa, Nematoda, Chromadorea, Rhabditida, Ancylostomatidae. The coding region runs from base 1 to 297 and encodes 98 amino acids. The record is from RefSeq and is a predicted model, not a curated record. The transcript has a single exon.
AUGCAACUAGCGUUUCUGGACUUUGAAGCCGCGUUCGACUCUCCUCACCGAGGCCGUCUUCUCAACGCGCUUCGCGCCGAUGGAGUACCAGGAAAGUUCGUUCGUUUGCUCGAUGACAUGAAUCAACGAACAACUGCUGCAGUUCGAACACCAGCCGGAUGUACAACACCAUUUGAAGUGGUAACUGGAGUAAGACAAGGGGCGGUGGCAGGACCCUUCCUGUUCAAUUUCGCCAUCGACGCCAUUAUGCGAAGAACAGUCGACCAGUGUCCUGCCGACAUUGUCUUGGCACCAUGA